Molecule: messenger RNA, 3227 nt
Organism: Osmia lignaria (orchard mason bee)
Lineage: Eukaryota; Metazoa; Arthropoda; Insecta; Hymenoptera; Megachilidae
Product: solute carrier family 7 member 14
Biological process (GO): transmembrane transport; amino acid transport
Cellular component (GO): plasma membrane
Molecular function (GO): amino acid transmembrane transporter activity
Source: RefSeq, a predicted model, not a curated record
GGUUGGUAGGUGUCAUGGUGGGGCUCGGCCUAGAAGCACAGGGGCGGGCUGAGCCAGUGAUAAAGGCGGGCGUACGGGUUGAAGGGAGAGAGAAAUAGAGACUCGAGGCGAAAGAGAGUGUAACCCCACGGCGCACCGCCACCCGUGUGUGUCGCACUAAAAUGUGACUCUGGCCAGCAGCACCGGGAGCCCGUGUGUGUCGUAAGAGCGAGCGAGCGAGCGCGAGAGCGAGAGAGAGUCGUGUGGUGCCGGAAUUUUCGUUAGUUGUAGGAAGAGCAAGGCGCGUUUUUCCAGGAACGUUGAACGCGUUAUAAAAACCGAAGAAGAUCCGGGCUGAGGAAAACUGAGAGGGUCGAACCGACUGGCGGCGAAUCAAACAUAUCAUUUUAACCUAGUUGCAGAAGAGUGUCGUGUUACGAUACGAGGUUAGAGAAGACGGGCUAGAAUUAGAAGAUAGGUUAGCUUGGAACGUAACCGGAGGCGAAUGCUGUCGCACUGGAAGAUUACAGAGGCAAAAGGAUGCCGUGUGAAUCGCAUUGAGGGACGUACACUCGCAGAAUCUGUCUAUACGUAGACCUGUCUAGAACCCGGGUGUGCAUGGCUUAACGAGCAUCAUCGUUAACGUUGUAUCGUUAUCAGCCUCCAAGGUGUACCAGCCGAAGGCAGCCAGUGCGUCGAACACGAGCAAAUGAGCGUUUCGGAUUAGUUAACCUAGUACUAUUCCCGCUGUGAACUGUGAUUCUUUGUGCCGUGGACGAGCUGAGCCGCGGUGAUCGUCGACCACGGGGUAGAAGAAACGAGAAAAAAUGAAGUUCGAACUUCCGAUGGAUCGGGAGAAGGGCCUGGAGCUCUUCGGGAAGUUUAUACGGACGAAGAAUGUGGAGAGUCUUCAGGGUGAGCAGAGGAAAGGUGGACCCGAACCACUGCAUCCGACCGAUCCGAAGCAGAAAUUACAGAAGUGCCUGACGACUCUGGACCUGACGUCCUUGGGGGUUGGCUCCUGCGUCGGGACAGGGAUGUACCUAGUCGCAGGGAUGGUGGCGCGCAGCGUCGCCGGGCCAGGCGUCGUCUUCUCCUUCAUUAUAGCGGCGAUUGCUUCCAUUUUUUCCGGAGCAUGUUACGCCGAGUUUGGAGUACGAGUGCCUCACACAACUGGCAGCGCUUACAUGUACAGUUACGUGACCGUAGGCGAAUUAAUAGCAUUCAUUAUUGGAUGGAACAUGGUGCUGGAGUACCUUAUAGGUACGAGCGCGUGUGCCUGCGCCCUUAGCGCCUGUUUGGACGCCCUCGCGGAAGGCGCUGUUUCCGGGGCGAUAGCCAACAGCGUGGGAACCAUUUUCGGUCGACCGCCCGACUUCCUCGCGUUUGUCAUCACCUUACUGAUGAUGCUGCUGAUGGCCGCAGGCGUGAAGAAAUCCCUGGUGUUCAAUAACGUGUUAAACGCCAUCAAUCUCGCCGUCUGGGUGUUCGUGAUGACGGCGGGUAUGUUCUACGUGGACAGCGCCAACUGGCGCGAACACAACGGCUUCCUUCCUUACGGCUGGAGUGGUGUGUUCACCGGUGCAGCGACGUGUUUUUACGCGUUCAUCGGCUUCGACAUAAUAGCGACCACCGGCGAAGAGGCAACGAACCCGAAGAGGAGCAUCCCCCUCGCGAUAGUCUCGUCAUUGAUCAUAAUUCUCGUCGCUUAUGUCACCAGCAGCAUGGUGCUGACGCUGAUUGUUCCUUAUGACGAAGUGGAUCAGGAUUCAGCGCUGGUGGAGAUGUUUGGCCAAGUUGGGGCUUACAAGUGUAAAUACAUUGUCGCUGUCGGUGCACUGGCUGGAUUGACAGUCUCCAUGUUUGGCAGCAUGUUCCCUAUGCCUAGGAUAGUCUACGCCAUGGCUCAGGAUGGCCUUAUAUUCAGGAGUCUGAGCCAGGUAUGGCCAGCAACGGGCACCCCAGCCCUGGCAACACUGACUUCUGGUUUGUGUGCAGCCCUAGCUGCCCUCCUGAUCCAAUUAGAGGUCUUGGUAGAAAUGAUGUCCAUAGGUACUCUGCUGGCCUACACUCUAGUGUCCACUUGCGUUUUGAUCCUACGCUACCAGCCCCACUCCACGAACCUUGUCGAGCUAUUACCGCCGAGCUUGAGGACACCUUGUCGAUCCCCGACGAAGGAGAAUCAGGGGAAUGGUCAGGUGAAUUACGGCAAGGAACUGAGACCGGAUCAAUUAACUACCGCUCUUAAUACCGUUCAGGCUGCGCAGUCGGAGCUCACAGCAGCCAACAGCGGGCAACGCAUCAUGGUGAGACGAGUGAGGAGGUGCAAUAGUUCCUCCCCAGAUUCGGACGACACCUAUGGAGCAGAGGAGGACGAAGUAGGUCUAGGCAAGGACGACCAGUACCUAGUUAGCGAUAGGACCGAGAAUAAGUUUUAUGGAAGUGUGCACGCGGCUGCGGCUGCAUCCAGCUGCGGCAGCACGCACCAGUACCCAGGAAACACACCCAUAAUUGGGCCACCAUUGAAUUACCUCCAGCGUCGGCUACAGGCAGCACAAUACCUUUGUCCUGCUAUAUUUCCUUGGGUAGAUAGAGGCCCGGCAACGGAAGCAUCCGGGCGUUACGUCAUGAAACUAGUCGGGCUGCUCUAUUUGCUGAUCGUCAUCUUCGAUUUGAUUGUCGUUUGCGGCAUGGGGAACAUGGGAACCUUCACCACGAUAAUAAUGUUCGCUUUCCUCUUUGCCAUAAUCGGGGUGUUACUUGCCAUUAGUAGAAAACCCCAAAACAGGAAUAGCAUGAUGUUCAUGACUCCGGGACUCCCAUUCGUCCCUGCGAUUGCUGUCACCGUGAAUAUAUACCUCAUCUUCAAGCUGAGCAUCUUGACCCUCGUUAGAUUCACUGUCUGGAUGGUACUCGGUUUCAUCAUGUACUUCUAUUACGGCAUUAAACACAGUAGCCUGGAGGAGGCGAGCGCGGCCGAGACGCAAGAAGAGAACGUGACCGCCGGAAACAUCGAGCUGACGGUUACAGACCCUCAGAGACAGCCACAGACGCAUCCGUCGCCCUACACGACGACCGAUCACAGCAUCUACGAGGGCCAACAGCUAGACGCGUUUGGUCAACCAGUAUUUGGUAGCACGAACUUCGGCGGGACACCGAACCAGAGGCAAGAAACCACCACCGCCAGCAGCGCCACUGGUCCAGCGCUCUUCGUCGCCCACGAAAGCUUCCCCUCCUGGGACGACUGA